CUUUUCAAAGAUUUCCAAAAACAAUUCGACUUUUAUAAGAUUGGGUGAGGAAUGAACGAAGAGACUACUUUACCUGUGAGUACCUUUCAAGUUGAAGAACCGGAAAAUAACAGCUCGUCAUUGGCAGUCGCUCAACUGUUUUCUAGAAGUUCCCAUCCCAUGGCUUUGUUUUUUCAAGUUGCUUUCAAACUAGUGUCGAUAUUGGUCUAUCUUUUAUUGGGUCUUUUUACCAGCAGCUUUAUUAUUCAGUUUGUUAUUACUGUAACGUUGGUUUCGUUUGACUUUUGGACUGUAAAAAAUAUUACAGGGCGUCUUUUAGUGGGACUUCGAUGGUGGAACGAAGUACAAGACGAUGGUUCAACUCGUUGGCGCUUUGAGUCUAAGGAAGAUCCAACUUAUAAGCCGAACAAAGUGGAUAGCAGGGUCUUUUGGUGGUCUAUGUAUCUCUCUCCUUUAAUAUGGAUAGUGUUGGGUAUUGUGUGUAUUUUGAAGUUUCAUAUCACGUGGUUGGUUGCAGUUAUAAUAGCUUUGACACUUAGUGGUACCAACUUAGUUGGAUUCUUGAAAUGUGAUCGAGAGUCAAAGCACCGCCUCAGUGCGUUUGUAAACAGUCAGUCCAUGUUUCGUUCAGUCACCAAGUUGUUUAUGUAAGUGAGAAAGUGAUAAAAUGAAUUCUUACCUUGGUUAUAAUCACAAGAUCAAUGAAAAGAAAAAGUAAUACUAUUAGGAAUACAUUCCAUCUUCUUUUUUGAAAUGGUGACAAGUGAUAGUUUUCUGCGGUUUUCAAACUAAAGGCAACAAGUUUUUUUGAAAUAUUUUUGUUUUAAAGCAUCGCCAUCCGCAAAGUUGCUGAGAGGUCUAUCUAUGCAAAUAAGUUAUGAGGGGCAAGGAUGGUGUUUUUUUCUUGUCGACAAUAUUGACCAAAAUGAGUCAACGGAAACCUUUUCGAAUAUCUCAUCAUCAUGUCGACUAUAGACUUUGAAUAAUCUCUGAAAAGUUGUUUGAAAUGAAUAGAAAAAAUAAAAUUGGUUUAGAUUGG
Messenger RNA from Galdieria sulphuraria, 1039 nucleotides. RefSeq lists its product as uncharacterized. Bases 52 to 651 code for a protein of 199 amino acids. Lineage: Eukaryota; Rhodophyta; Bangiophyceae; Galdieriales; Galdieriaceae. The transcript has 2 exons. Gene Ontology annotation, cellular component: Golgi membrane. Gene Ontology annotation, biological process: protein secretion; vesicle-mediated transport. The record is from RefSeq and is a predicted model, not a curated record.